AUGAAAGACGUGGACAAAGGGUACUCGAACGACCCUCUCUUGCUGUUCCUUCCCCUGUUUCUUAGGACAGAAGCUAUCAUGCCUCAAACCAUGGAAGACUUGUGUGGAACUCAAAAAUCACCUGGAUCUUCCUCCAGAUUGUUAUGGGGAUUUUUCACGCCUUGUGCCUUUCAACUGCGAAUCAACACCUUUGUUGAUGCAGUAAGUGUUCAACCGUCCCUUACCGAAGCACUUGCUGUAGAAGCAAUGUACGUAGACUUGCGUACUUGCCAAGAAACAACUGGUUCCGAUGGUGCUGCUCCCCAGGAUCAAUACGAGUUUUAUGACGAGAUUGGCAAGAUCGUCGCCAAUGACAGGACCAUCAGUCCAAGAGCAAGAAUUGAGGCCCAAAUUAACAACGAGGGUCUCACUCUUGAUAUCUAUGAGCCUCCUGCCCCCCCCCUUUCUGAGGAAGAAAAAGAACAAGAGACAAUGACCAAUGCUGUUCGUCGGAACAUUGUGCGGGUGUCUCAACACCAAAUUGAACAAGAAAUUUUGAGGCCCUCACCACUAAUCAACCUUGGUGCUACUGGUGCUGGUCGUGGUGCUUGUGGUAGUAGCAGAAGUGGUAAUGUUGUCACUCAGUUUGAAGAAGUUUUGGCCAGGUACAGAGAAGCGAAUCAGGAAACUUCGGGCUAA
This is a messenger RNA of Gilbertella persicaria, 678 nucleotides long. RefSeq lists its product as uncharacterized. The record is from RefSeq and is a predicted model, not a curated record. Bases 1 to 678 code for a protein of 225 amino acids. The transcript has 4 exons. Lineage: Eukaryota; Fungi; Mucoromycota; Mucoromycetes; Mucorales; Choanephoraceae.